This is a messenger RNA of Trachemys scripta elegans, 4483 nucleotides long. It is a transcript of the gene SMYD5, whose product is annotated as SMYD family member 5. The record is from RefSeq and is a predicted model, not a curated record. Lineage: Eukaryota; Metazoa; Chordata; Testudines; Emydidae. Gene Ontology annotation, molecular function: protein binding; histone H4K20 methyltransferase activity.
GGAAAAGGCUUAUUUGCCACUAGGAAUAUCCAUAAAGGGGAAACGAUCUUCGUGGAGAAGCCUGUGGUGUCAUCCCAGUUCCUCUGGAACGCGCUGUACAGGUAUAAAGCCUGCGACCACUGCCUGCGGGCCUUGGAGACGGCAGAAGAGAACGCGCAGAGGCUUCUGGGGAAAAGCUGUCGGAUCCUGCCUCACCCAGAGCAGUGCAGCAUCCGGAAGGAUUUGCAUCAGCACUGCCCCCUUUGCCAGGUUGCGUAUUGCAGUGCUGAAUGCAGGCAGUCUGCCUUUGAGCAAUACCACCAGGUGCUGUGCCUGGGCCCCUCCCGAGAGGACCCCAAACAUCCCCUCAACAAACUGCAGGACGCCUGGAGAAACAUCCAUUACCCACCGGAGACUUCCAGCAUCAUGCUGCUGGCGAGGAUGGUAGCCACCGUCAAACAGGCGAAGGACAAGGACUGGUGGAUAAAGCUUUUCUCUCAGUUCUGCAGCAAAACGGCCAACGAAGAAGAGGAGAUCGUCCACAAGCUGCUGGGGGACAAAUUUAAGGGCCAGCUAGAGCUCCUCCGGCGGCUCUUCACGGAAGCCCUUUACGAAGAACAUCUCAGCAGGUGGUUUACUCCAGAAGGGUUCCGAUCGCUGUUUGCCCUGGUUGGGACCAAUGGCCAAGGCAUAGGAACAAGUUCCCUGAGCCAGUGGGUCCAUGCCUGCGAUGCGUUAGAGCUUCCCCCGCACGAGCGAGAGCAGCUAGACGCCUUCAUAGACCAACUCUAUAAGGAUAUCGAGAAAGAGACCGGAGAGUUCUUGAACUGCGAGGGAUCUGGCCUGUACGUGCUCCAGAGCUGCUGUAACCACAGCUGCAUCCCCAACGCUGAGACGUCCUUCCCGGAUAACAACUUCCUCCUGCACCUCGUCGCCCUGGAGGAGAUCAAGCCGGGCGAGGAAAUCUGCAUUAGCUAUUUAGACUGCUGCCAGCGGGAGCGGAGCAGACACAGCCGCCACAAGAUACUCAGGGAACACUACCUGUUCACCUGCUCCUGCCCCAAGUGCCUGGCUCAAGCCGACGACGCCAACCUGACUUCGGAGGAGGAGGAGGAGCUGGAGGGCGAAGGAGAGACGGACGACGCGGAGCUGGAGGAUGAGAUGACGGACGUUUGAUCCGGGCCUGGGGAUGGGGUUCGGCUUUGUACCGGAGACGGGACCGCGGGGAGGGACUGUGCCUGUGUCAGCCAGGGCUGGCGCGGCGGCAGGGAGAGAGCAUGUUAAGGUUUGGCUACGUUGGGCAGUGGAGGAAGCGGGGAUCUUCCCUGCUCCUCACCAUCCUUCUGGGGGAGUGUGUCUGUGGUCCCGGGGUCCCCUCUCUCUAGGUAAUGGCUCCACUUGUCCCAACCACUCAGAUAUCCGUCCACACAGACAUCGCCUUGGUCUUGUUUGUAUCUGAUCCUGCACACAGAGCAAUACACCGGGGGGGAGGGGAGACGACGCAUGCAGGGAAAGUCCCCGGCUCGUCUGAGCACAGCGCAUAAACCUUAAUGUUACCCUUGUUCCUGACGCUGGGCGAACAACCAGCUACGUCGGGGCUUCCUCUGAUGUCAAUAUCUAAGUGAUCUGAGAACUUGGAGAGCGGAGACUGGGGGAUUUGGGCGUGUGACUUCCUUGGGGCUGUGGAGGGGGGAGAACAGAGGUUUAACCCGGUGGAGAGAGCGGCUGUGCAAAGAGAUUGUAGUCUCAUGGACUUGGCAGAAGACUGGGAGCCAGGACUCCUGGGUUCUAGUCCCUGCUCUGUCGCUGACUUGUGGUGUGAGCAAGUCACUUACUCUGGGCUGCCUGGGGACCAAACAGGACGCUCGCCAUCCACAUCUGAUCUUCUCCCCAUGAGCAGUGAGGCUGGAGUGGGAGGAAGGUCACCCACCAGCUGUGUUGGCCUGCUCUUUAGAGCCACGUUCCCCACCCCACUCUUUAUCUCCUCACUCCAGUAAUGGGGCCAGGAGAGGGGGCACCCCACAUCCUGAUCUCCCACCCCACUACCCCAUCAGUGAGAGGGUUGGGACAAACUCAGUGCCAAGCCAGAGUCUUUCCCCUGUCCAGAAGUGGGAUCCUAUUCCUGGCCUCGUUUCUUCCACCGCCUCUCCCAGUCCUCCUGCAGCUGGUGGGCCUUAGCCGUUCUGAUCAAGAUGCAGCAUGGCAUGCUGGGAGUGGUUGUCUCUUCAGUCCACCCCACCCAUUAAAGAGUAAGAGAGAUGCAGUCUUCUCCAUUGCCGAUGAGGCGUGAGCUGUGAGGCUCUGGUAUGUUGCCUAGCCCUGGGUGCUGCUAUGUCCCUCUACGAAGGCUGAUUUUUCACACUUUCCUUAGGACCUCUUGUGGAGCGGGGGAGCCUGGGGUCUGUGACUGGAAAACAGUGGAGCACCUCGCUUCUUAAACCUGUCUGUCUUGACUGUCUUAGGGCCCAUUUGACGUACGCGGGGAGUCUUCCCGUUUCGAGUUUCACUGGGAAUUUGACAGGGUCGUUUCGUUAGCUUUGAAAUAUGACUGUUGAACAUAUCUUAGCCUCGUGACAGCACGUUUUGAGGGCUUUUAUAUUCUGUGUGCCUGGAGCUGGGAGACUGACCUAGAAACUUGGUGCCUGCAGAUCACAGGCCAAAUCCUACACGGGUGUCAAUCUGGAAUAGCUUCACUGUCUUCCUCCGAGUUACUCCAAGUUCACCCCGGUGUCGCUGAGAUCAGCCCUUAAGCCCACACUGCACAAGCAGUUGUGCUUUGAUUUUUGGUCUUGCUUGAAACAAUACAGCAAUAGGUUUGUUUGACAAUGGUGCUAAUGCCUGCGGUGAUCGAAUUGCAGUGAAUUAAGGGAGUAGGCUGGUAUGGAGUAGACCGACUGUUAAACCGUGGCCUACAAUGGCUCCAGAACGUUGCUUGAGCAAAGCAGUCUUCCAAAAACCCAAAUGGUGCAAGGAUCUCGAACAAGAUCCCAAGCAAAAUGUUACAUUUCAGAGCAAGGAAUUGUGGUUGAGCAAAGAACCGCUAAACGAAGUGAUCGGGCUAGAUGUGAAUUUAAGUGACAACAGUAUCAAGAUGAAAAUGAUUUGCAGAAAAGCCCUAUCUGUGUCUCAUGAGGUGUUUAAAAAAAACCACCACCUAAAAAGGGAGAUUUAAAAACAACCCCCAAAGCCUUUUCUCCAUUUACGCUGCUUCCUUUUUGCAGGCCAGCUUGAGCGGUGAAACUAUAUUGGUCAGUUUCACUUCUUGGUUCUCAUGCCCUAGCGCCAUUCCCUGGCAUGUGGGUUUCCUGUGCAUUGCUUCCGCUCUAAAUAAUCCCUCCUCUUAAAUGUACACACCCUACCUGAAUAGAGAGCCUAAAAUACGGUGCGCUAGUUUACAGGCCAGUGUCCUGAAGAACCAGAGCUCCGCUGCCAAGCCUGCCUUGGAUAUUUGGUUGGCCAACCUUGAGUUUUAAAGUUGCCAACAUCCAUCUUCCUCCAACGGUAGCGUCCCUCCUAAGACUGUAAGUUAACGCUCUUCAGUUCAUAGAAUAUCAGGGUUGGAAGGGACGUCAGGAGGUCAUCUAGUCCAACCCCCUGCUCAAAGCAGGACCAAUCCCCAGAUUUUUACCCCAGUUCCCUAAAUGGCCCCCCUCAAGGAUUGAACUCACAACCCUGGGUUUAGGAGGCCAAUGCUCAAACAGUUGAGAGAGAGUUGGGAAGCAGGCCCAGCUCCUCUUACUGUUGUGCUUGUAACCAACUGCCCAACCUUGGUUUUGGAACAGGGGCGAGAGGCAAUCUUGUUUCAGGACAGAGAGGCAAAGCCAUUUGAUCUGUAUAUUCUCACAUAAGCAGAGAGGGGAGUGUGCUACAAACUUUGGAUCCGGAUUCUCAAACAGCCUGAAUGCCAAUCCUGGGGUUUGGUUGGGUCCACUUGCAAAACUUAGAUCCGGAGUCUGGGAGUAUUCAGCACGGGAGGUUUUGGUGCCUCAGGGGAUGAGCCCCAGCAAACCGCCAUAGAGUGGGGUGCAAAGCAGCCCUGUUUAACAGUAGUUGUCUUUUGAUGGAAGCUGCCACUAAUCUUUCUGAAACAGAAAAGCUGGUGGGCCAGGCUUGGCUGCCCUUGCUGAGGUCAUCUGCAAUCUCUGCCGAGCUCCACAGCUCUGCCACCUGGCUUUUUUCUGCGUUGUUCAAGUCACGGCAAAGCAGAGUUCUGGUGCCAUUCUGUUCUCCUACACCGCACCCUACCCUGUCACCUCCACGCUGCUUCCCUGCUGUCACAAAAUGCCUUGGGGAGUUGAGUCUCAUCAGCCACCCUCCUCCCAGAUUCCUGGUUCAGGGCUUGCGACGUUCUCCGCUUUGGAAGUAUCUAGACAUGUCCCCGUAGUAGGAUUGCCAACUGUCUCGUCACACAAACCCAAACAGCCCUGCCCUGAGGCCUCGCCCUGCUCACUCCAUUCCCAUCCCUCUGUUGCUUGCUCUCCCCCACCCUCACUCACUUUCACUG